Messenger RNA from Paramecium tetraurelia, 1203 nucleotides. RefSeq lists its product as uncharacterized. Lineage: Eukaryota; Ciliophora; Oligohymenophorea; Peniculida; Parameciidae. The record is from RefSeq and is a predicted model, not a curated record. Gene Ontology annotation, molecular function: structural constituent of cytoskeleton; GTP binding. Gene Ontology annotation, cellular component: microtubule; cytoplasm. Gene Ontology annotation, biological process: mitotic cell cycle; microtubule cytoskeleton organization. The transcript is spliced from 2 exons.
AUGUUAAAUUCCGUUGGUGGAGGGACAGGUUCAGGUUUUGGUGCCUUAUUAUUAGAUAAAUUAUCAGUUGAUUAUUGUAAAAAAUCUAUAUUGACCGUAAAUAUUUAUCCAUCACAAGAAACGUUUGUUUCUAUGGUUGAACCCUACAAUUCUAUUCUUGCAACAUAAUUUUUGAUAGAUCAUGCUGAUGUUUGUAUAACUAUGGAUAAUUAAGCAAUUUAUGAUAUUUGUUAGAAUAAACUUGAUAUUGAAUUACCAAAAUAUUCUAAUUUGAAUAGGAUAAUAGCUCAAGUGAUGUCAUCAAUUACUACUUCUAUGAGAUAUGAUGGAGCAUUAUUGAGGGAUAUGGCUGAAUUGGAAACUAGUUUAGUUCCUUAUGCCAAGUUAAAAUUUUUGAUCUGUUCUUAUGCUCCGAUAAUAUCCCAUUAAAAGGUGGAUCAUAUGCAGCUUUCGACUGUUGAAAUUGCAAAACUUGCUUUUGAAACAACAAACAUGAUGGCAAAAUGCGAUCCAAGAUUGGGGAAAUAUAUUUCAUGCUUAUUAUUAUUUAGAGGAGAUAUCAUUCCUAAGGAUGUGAGUUCCUCGAUUUUCUAAAUUAGGACUCAUAAAACUAUUCGAUUUGUUGAUUGGUGCCCAACUGGUUUAAAAGUAGGAAUUGACUACCAAUUCUAAUAAACCUUACCAAAGGAUGAUAUUCGUAAAGCUUUAAGAUCUGCUUGCAUGAUUGGAAAUACAACUGCUGUGUCAUAAGUCUUUUCAGAUGUAUGCUAUAAAUAUGAUUCAAUGUUUGCAAAAAGAGCCUUUGUGCACUGGUAUAUUAACGAAGGUAUGGAGGAAGCAUAAUUCGUAGAAGCAAGAGAAGAAUUAGCAUUCCUAUAAAAGGAUUAUGAGGAAGCAGAUUCAGCAAUAAAUGAAGAGAAUUAAAAAGAAAAUGCAGGAAAAACAGCACAAAAAUAGCUUCUAGUCAAUGUAAUAGAUUAAAGAGUAGAAAUUGUGUAUGUAGAAAAUCAAUAAGUACUAAUAGAUUAUUCAUAAUUUUCCCACUUUAAGAGAUAGUAUAUUUACAAUUUUCAUAUGCACAUGAAUAAAUCGACAAAGAUUCCUUAAUAAAAUAAAAGUAUCACAUUAUUUUAGAAAAACAAAGGUGAUUAAACAAAUAAGAAUCAGCGGAGUUGUUUAGUAACUAAUUAGCGAGAAUAUUGA